AUGAUAUGACAAGCAAACGUCUUUUAGUGGUGAGCAAUUCGAAUAAAUAAAAAAAACAAUUAAAAAAUCUAGUAGCAGCGACCCAAGACCACAUGGAUUUCCUACAAGAACAUCUCAGUCAAAAUUUUCAGAUCGAAACAGCAACAUUUGGAUUCCGUUUAAAAUUAAAAUAAGAAGACGAAGAAAGAAAAAAAAACAAUGGACCAAUUUUUCGAAAAACUACAGAAAGACGGAAAGAACAGCGUCGACAACAUUAUCAAAUGGAUGAAAGAUUCUAAAAUAAUAGAUGAAGUGAAAGCUUCCGAGGAGAAGGCGCGAAAGUUGUUCGAAGGCGUUCCGGAUAUCAACAAUAUAGACAUAAAUAAAUUGAAAGAGGUUAUCAACAAAAUGGCCGCCGAACAGAAGAAAAACGUUGAAGAGUUGACCACCAUGCUCGAGAAGCAGCCGCCUAAGGUUUUGGACGCACUGCAGGCCGGAGCUAGUGCUUUUAAGGCAGCUUUAGAGAAAAAAUAGCCUUAUCAACACCACGUCAAGACCUAAUUUUCAUCGUCAGCCACCAAUAAAUUUAACAUAGCAUUCAAAGAAAAUUAAAUGGUAUAUUAUAAAUUAAA
Bombyx mori (domestic silkworm) is the source of this 611-nucleotide messenger RNA. RefSeq lists its product as uncharacterized. Gene Ontology annotation, molecular function: tubulin binding. Lineage: Eukaryota; Metazoa; Arthropoda; Insecta; Lepidoptera; Bombycidae. Bases 199 to 513 code for a protein of 104 amino acids. Gene Ontology annotation, biological process: microtubule polymerization. The record is from RefSeq and is a predicted model, not a curated record. The transcript has 2 exons.